AUGCCCCGGUUGCCGUUCCUUACAGCUUACUAUCGCCGUGGCCAUCACGGCCCUGCUAGGCUGAAUACUCCUCGAACUGACAGUACGAACCCGCCCGGGAAGUGGGCUGCUGCCACCAACAGGGCGAAGGGCGUCGUGAGCACCCUGUCCACUGAGGAUAAGGUUGCCCUUGCCACUGGUAUUGGGUGGCAGGAAGGGCCAUGCGUUGGAAAUAUUGCUGCCAUUCCAUCUAUCAACUUCCCAGGCCUCUGCUUGCAAGACGGACCUGGUGGUGUUCGGUUUGCAGACCUGAUUAGCGUGUUUCCUGCAGGGAUCAAUGCUGCUGCGACGUUCAAUCGAAACCUCAUCCGUGACCGCGCUCUUGCUCUGGGCGCUGAAUUCAAGGCUAAAGGUGUAAAUGUUGCGCUUGCACCUGGAAUGAAUAUGGUCAGGUCUCCUCGAGCAGGGAGGAACUGGGAAAUGUUCGGAACGGAUCCGUAUCUUGCUGGGGAGGGCAGCUUCGAGACCGUUAUGGGUUUGCAAGCCAAUGGGCUUCAAGCUUGUGCUAAGCAUUUCAUCAACAACGAACAGGAGACCAAUCGUCAAUCAUCAUCUUCAAAUGUGGAUGAUCGCACUACACAUGAGAUCUACCUUCAUCCAUUCUUGAAAGCAGUCCAGGCUGGCGUUGUCUCGGUCAUGUGCUCGUAUAACCAAGUCGAUGAGACUUGGGCUUGCGAGAACGAUCAUAUUUUGAAUGGCCUGCUCAAGACUGAACUUGGGUUCCAAGGUUAUGUUACCACUGAUUGGUGGGUCAAUAUGGAAAAGUACAAAACUCUAGCCGCAAAUCAAGGUCUUGACAUGGUUAUGCCCGGUGCAUCUUUCUACGGCGGCAAUGUCUCUUAUUUCGGCCCCGCUCUCAUCGACGCCGUCAAUUCAGGACAAGUCCCAGCUCCCGCCUGGACGACAUGGCCACCCGAAUUCUCGCAGCUUUCUAUUUGGAAUCCAGCGAAUGGGCAGCACGUGGAUGUACGAGGAGACCACGGAAAUUUAAUAAGGAAAAUUGGAGCCGCUAGUACCGUUCUUCUCAAGAAUUCCCGUGGGGCUUUGCCGCUUGGGGAUGGAGUGAAGAGUUUAGCACUUGUGGGGAGCGAUGCUGGGCCUAAUCCUGAUGGACCUAAUAAUUGUGCGGAUCGCUCGUGCAAUAUCGGGAUUCUUGGUAUAGGAUGGGGCAGUGGUACAGCCAACUUUACGUAUCUCGUCGACCCUUUAUCUGCUAUUACUGCCAAAGCCAGAUCCAUCGGUGCCAAUGUUGCGUCCAGUUUAAGUGAUUAUGAUCUUGUUGCUGCGAGAAACGCAUCAAUGGGCAAGGAUGCUGCACUAGUGUUCAUAACGUCCGAUUCAGGAGAGGGCUACCUCACCGUUGAGGGGAACCCGGGGGAUAGGAAUAACUUGUAUGCUUGGCACGGUGGGGAUGCGCUUGUGAACACUGUUGCAGGGGUGAAUAAUAACACGAUCGUGGUUGUGCAUGCUGUUGGAGCCAUCAUCAUGGAAGCUUGGAUUGAUCAUCCUAACGUCACGGCGGUGCCUUCAAGGUCAAGAAGCUGGGAACUCCCUCGUCGACAUCCUUUGGGGGAUGUCAACCCAUCCGGCCGAUUGCCUUACACCAUCGCAAAGUCUCCAUCUGAUUAUAGUGCUGAUAUUGGCACGAAUCAUGAUGUCGAUUACACUGAGGGGUUAUAUCUUGAUUACAGGUGGUUCGAUAAGCAAAAUAUCUCCCCGAGGUUUCCAUUUGGGUAUGGGCUCAGUUAUACGACGUUCGCUUAUUCUGGGCUAGCUAUUAAUAAGCUUGGAGGCGAUGAUGGUUACGAGGCUCCUACAGGUCCGGGUUCAUCUUUAUCUGGGUGUAACGUUCGCUGUAAACAAUAUUGGCCCGUGGACGGGACAGAGAUCCCCCAACUUUAUCUGGCCCCGCCCGACUCGUCCAACUCACCACCCAAACAACUCCGUGGGUUCGAUAGCGUCUUCAUUCCAAGAUACGCCUCGAGCCCUGUGAGGAUGUGUUUGAGUCGAUACAGCUUUGCUGUGUGGAAUGCGGCAAACCAGAGGUGGGAGAUCCCGAGGGGAACGUAUGGUGUUUGGAUUGGGGCCAGUAGCAGGGACGGGAAGCUUUCUGGAUCGAUCGAGAUUUAG
Molecule: messenger RNA, 2169 nt
Organism: Cantharellus anzutake
Lineage: Eukaryota; Fungi; Basidiomycota; Agaricomycetes; Cantharellales; Hydnaceae
Product: glycoside hydrolase superfamily
Exons: 18
Coding region: 1-2169 (722 amino acids)
Biological process (GO): glucan catabolic process
Molecular function (GO): beta-glucosidase activity
Source: RefSeq, a predicted model, not a curated record